Nicotiana tabacum (common tobacco) is the source of this 798-nucleotide messenger RNA. RefSeq lists its product as uncharacterized. NCBI's taxonomy places the organism in Eukaryota, Viridiplantae, Streptophyta, Magnoliopsida, Solanales, Solanaceae. The record is from RefSeq and is a predicted model, not a curated record.
AUGAUAUCGAACCCUAACAGAAGAAAUCCAGAUUUCUGGUGCGAGUUUCAUAACGACCAUGGUCAUAAAACAGCAGAUUACAGAUUGCUACAAGGUGAAAUAGAGCAUUUGUUAAAACAAGGUUAUUUAACCGAUUUGUUUAGUGAGAAGGGUAAGCAAACAUAUAUGGAGAAUAGACAAGAGCCACCAAAACCUCCGUCACCAAAGAGAACGAUUAAUGUGAUAAACAUAGGAGAGGAGGUCAACGGUGUGACAUAUACGGCUGCAAAAAAGACAUCAAAAGUCACGGUUACCCACAAAAAGCGAGUUCGCAAAGUUUUGGAAAAGGACAACAUAACGUUUGAUGAUGUAGGCGCAGAUGGCGUGAUGAUCCCUUACAACGAUUCACUGGUAAUAUAUUUACUUGUGCAUGAUACUAAUGUGAAACACAUUUUGAUUGAUCCAGGUAGCUUCGUAAAUAUCAUUCUUUUAAUAGUGGUAAACGAGAUGCAAGCUGAUGACAAAAUGGUGCCCAAAGCACGUACCUUAUCUAGAUUCGACAAUUCAAACAUUGUUACAAAAGGGGAAAUAAUGCUUACUACAUUUACAGAAGGAGUUGUCAAAGAUACAAAAUUUCAAGUGGUAGAUACAGAUAUGGGGUAUAAUAUGAUUCUCGGCAGACCUUGGAUUCAUGAUAUGGACGUUGUUCCGUCUACUUUACAUCAGGUUAUUAAGUUCCCUUCACAAUGGUGGAUUAACAAAUCCAUGGUAAUCAACAGGCUUCUAGAAGUAUCAAUACAGUGGCAGAUUCGAGCAUAA